Chenopodium quinoa (quinoa) is the source of this 2807-nucleotide messenger RNA. Its product is annotated as AP-5 complex subunit zeta-1-like. The record is from RefSeq and is a predicted model, not a curated record. The transcript has 16 exons. The coding region runs from base 183 to 1865 and encodes 560 amino acids. Gene Ontology annotation, cellular component: AP-5 adaptor complex. NCBI's taxonomy places the organism in Eukaryota, Viridiplantae, Streptophyta, Magnoliopsida, Caryophyllales, Amaranthaceae.
CACAACUCGCACAACAAUACAACAUUUACCUGAAAUUCUUCAAUCUCUCUUCGCCUCCCGGCGACUCGUAUUCAAACUCCCAAGAAGGCAAGAACAAUUGAAUUUUGCAAAAGUAACACCCAAUUUCUUCAAUAAUCUGUAAUCAAAAACCCUAAAUUCACGAGCUUAAUCGUUGAAAUAAAAUGGCUGAUCGUGAUAAAAACUGGGAUUUCUACCUCCGAACACUCUCAGCAAGUGCCAGAGACUCCACUUCACCUGCUUCCGAUCCUUCUCUUCUUGAAUCCGUAAAGAAGCUUUGUGAGCUUUGUAAAGCUGAGAAGUCUGAUGAUUUAGUUGCUCGAAUUUAUUCCUCCAUUAACAAGCUAUUUCAACGUUCUGUUGCUUCUCUCUCCCAGUCUCGCUCUUCUCAUGGCCUUCUCUUGUUGGCCAUUCUCCAAUUUUUCUUGGACUUUGGAGAGUCUGUUCUUCAUGAUGCUGAUCCCAGUCUGAGGACAUUUUUUCGUUCUUGCUUGAGCCGUGAUUUUGCUGACCCUGUCAUUGCAGAGGCAACAAUCAAAUUUCUUAUUGUGAAUAAAAAGAAGCUUCAGACUUCAUUUCCAACUGUGCUACCUCAAUUCUUUCCCUUGCUAUUGAAGCUCAUUGCAUGGAAUGGAGAGAAGCUUGAGAAAUCAUUUCUGAAGAUAUUUCCUGCGCUAGUAGCUCCCGGGUCAUUCUUGGCUUUAUUUCCAGCUAUCGCAGACUUGCCUGUCCUGGUUGUUGCUCUUGAAAAGGUGGAAAAAAGCUCUGGAACACUGGUUGGUAACAGCAUUGCUUCAAUCAAGAAUAGUACUGCUCCUGAGAUGCUACUUGCCUUAAUGGAUGAGGCAUAUACUGGCUCAACCAUAGCAGGCGGAGAAGGUGACUCUGAAUCUGAGGAUAGCAAUACUAUAGAUGUUGCUGAUCCUGCUUUCCUUGAUCUUCUUAAAGAUGAGAAUGACUUUAUCACUGAACGUCAUUGGACAUCACCUGCAAUUGCUGCAGCAUUACAGGCUGCUACAAGUGGUGUUCAGUCUGACCGGUUGAAACAAUCACUAAAGAUCGCACCUCGCCUGCUGGAUGUAUAUUUUGCUAUAGCCUUACGCGAUGUCAAUGAUUCCUUGAUUUGUGCGCUUAUUCCCAUGCUUAUGUUAAGACAUGCUGCUAUAUUCCCAGACAAAAUUUUUUCAUAUGAGGUCAGAAAAAGACUCUUGGAAUUUAUGCUUGCUUCAUUUCAGCGCUCACCAGAUUUUAUCUCACUUCUGAAGAAACCUAUCGUGGACAGACUUGGUGAAGCUUAUGACAGCCAAGAGAAGACAGAGUUGGCUUUACAACUUUGUUGGGCUAUUGGCGAGCAUGGAGGGGGCGGUGAAUCUCACAAAGAUGCUGCUCGUGAACUUUUUGAAAGUUUGGAGUUACUUUUAUACGAGAACCUCUCAUCUAGCCGUCUUGGUCUAAGACAAGGCACCACUAGCACAGGCUCUGAGAAGGCGGGACAGUCCAGACUUCUAUGCUUUGUUAUAACAGCUAUUGCAAAACUUGCUACUUAUCACCGUGAAUUACUACCUAGGGGUCGUGUAUCCUUAGCAAAGGUAGUUCGAUCUCGAUUAUCUGACGCAAGGGUUUGGACAAGGGCUCGUGAUUGUUUGGGUUUACUGAAUGAGCCUGCUAUAUGUAUGUCUGUGUUGGGAUCUUCACGACAUCCCAGGGGAGAGAAAUAUCCAGGAACUGUGAACUGGAGUGAUGGUGGGACUAAAAUGAUUGCUCAUGUCCCAUUUUAUAUCUUGGCUGGACAAGCAGGCCCCCCAUUUCAUGAUUUUGCAUUCUCAGACAUCCUUCCAAACAGAUGAUUGAUGCAAAAUCUGCAACAAGAGAUAUUGAAUUUGUUUCUGUUUAUAUUUUUUGCUGAAAUUGUGACCUGAGUAGAAUAUCUCUCUUGCCUCUUGGGUUCGAUGAAAGCUGUAAUUUCUUGUCAUAAUGCCUUCUUAACUGUUUCAAAGUUAUUUCGAGAGUAGAUUGUGAGUGAAGGUAAAGGUUGUGCAUCGAUCCCUUACAUGUACUUUCCUUUCCAGAUGAGGUGUGAUGGGACUUAUAUCUGUUUUGCAUUCCGGAUUUGAUUGACUCUCAUCCUCAUGUUAUGCUGCCGCUCUUCAGACCAAUACUCUGGCUUAUCACCAAGCUUACUCUGGGCUGAAGUGAUCAGUUGUUGCAACUUAUUUGGAGUGCACUUUGCAGAGGACAGCUUCAGAACUCUCAAGUUGUUGUGCAACAUAAAAUCUCUUUUUGCUAUGUUCAACAAAUCUCUACUUAAUUUCUUACUACUGGACAAUAAAACCUGAAUUCAAGACUUGUAUUUCAGUCCGUCUGCACUCUGCAAUAAAACACCUUCCAAAGAGGAAAUAUAUGUAAAAUCUUUGAUUAUGUUUUGCUGAUUCAAGUCUGUAAUUAGUACGGUGAUCCAUCAGCAUUAGAGGAAAUUUGUACAGACUACAGAGCAAUGCCUGUGGAUACGGCUAUGCAAUGAACACCUUCAGGUUCAACAUCAUGCACCCCUCAGAAGUUCAGUAUCAGUCAAACUCAGCCUAUCCUAGCGGCUAUCCCAUAUGUACAGAUUAUAAACACUUGCGGUUAGAAUGAUAACCUUUCAUUAACACUCAAAUCUAAUAGACAACAUUGAGUCUAACCGACUUCCUAAAGUUUUAAUAGAGGGCUUUAGUUCAUGUUUAUUUGUAAACAGAAUAAGUUUUUAUACCGGCCAAUUAUGGUAUGACAUAAAUAUGUCUAAUUGUUUA